GCCGGCGACACGAUCUACGCGCUGUCGUCCGGCCGCGGCGUCGCCGGCGUCGCCGUCGUGCGCGUGAGCGGCCCGUCCGCGAGCGACGCGCUCGCGGCGCUGACGCCGGGCAAACCACUCCCGGCGCACCGCGUGGCGUCGCUGCGCACGCUCCGCGACGCGUCCGACGUCCUCGACGAGGCGCUCGUCCUGCGCUUCGAGGCGCCGCGGAGCUUCACGGGCGAGGACGUCGUCGAGCUGCACUGCCACGGCGGCGAGGCGACGGUCGACGGCGUGCUCGAGGCGUUGGACAAUAUCCCGAAGCUGCGCGCCGCGGACCGCGGCGAGUUCACGCGGCGCGCGUUCGCCGCGGGGAAGCUCGGCCUCACCGAGGUCGAGGGUUUGGCGGACCUGCUCGCCGCGAAGACGGCGCCCCAGCGGCGCCAGGCCCUGGCCCAGAUGGGCGGGUCCAUGGAGCGGACCUACGCGCGCUGGCGCGGCGAGCUCGCGAGCCUGCGGGCGUCCGCGGAGGUCCUCGUCGACUUCGGCGACGACGUCGAGGGCGACGUCGCGGACCAGAGCGACGACAUCCGCGCGGCGCUGGACGCCAGCGUCCGCUCCCUGAAAACGGAGCUCGACGCCGCGCUGACGGACGCGCCGCGGGGCGAGGCGACGCGCGACGGCGUGCGCGUCGUCCUCGCGGGCGCGCCGAACGCGGGCAAGUCGUCGCUGCUCAACGCCGUCGCCGCUCGCGACGCGGCGAUCGUGUCCCAGGCCGCGGGCACGACGCGCGACGUGCUGGAGAUCGGGCUGUCCCUCGGCGGCCUGCCCGCGCGCCUCUUCGACACGGCGGGGCUGCGCGUCGACGGCGAGGAGGACUCCCUGGACGCGGUCGAGGUCGAGGGCAUGCGGCGCGCG
Molecule: messenger RNA, 897 nt
Organism: Aureococcus anophagefferens
Lineage: Eukaryota; Pelagophyceae; Pelagomonadales; Pelagomonadaceae
Exons: 1
Biological process (GO): tRNA methylation; tRNA wobble uridine modification
Cellular component (GO): cytoplasm
Molecular function (GO): protein binding; GTP binding
Source: RefSeq, a predicted model, not a curated record